This is a messenger RNA of Scophthalmus maximus (turbot), 1781 nucleotides long. RefSeq lists its product as uncharacterized. The coding region runs from base 247 to 924 and encodes 225 amino acids. NCBI's taxonomy places the organism in Eukaryota, Metazoa, Chordata, Actinopteri, Pleuronectiformes, Scophthalmidae. The transcript has 2 exons. The record is from RefSeq and is a predicted model, not a curated record.
CGCGCAUCCUGUUUCAUUAAAUAUUUUUUCCAGACGAAAAUGGCUGCCUCUCUCAUCUAAGGCUCUGCUCAAAGGAUUAAAUAACCGUAAACCCGGCAGCAGAAACCGCUCCCCCGCCUCGACGCGACACUCAUGGACACCGGGGCGUAGUCUGCGCUGCGCCAUCACGAAGAUGUUGUGGUUGUCAGAGAAGGAAAAUGUGUACGAUUCGAGAUUAACCCUUUCCGGCCCAACAUCCACCAACAAAUGAGAAGAAUGAUGCAUCAAGUGAGCAGCAGCAACAGUGACUAUUGUAUGAGUGGACUGGCAGAGGACUGUCAUCCAGCCAGUCACUUUGACUUAUGUAGCACCCAGUCCAACAAAUUCUACCCCUCUGCGACGAACCCGAGUUUGCAGCUGUCUCUCGCCGGCCUGGCCCCUUUGCCGCAGGGCAUGCACAAAGCCAUGGCGUGCCAAAUGCAAGAAGCCCAGAAUGACUUCCAGACUCAGACAGUGAGAAUCAGGGGCAACGAGGCUGCAGGGCCCGAUGGCUCUAAAAAGAAGAAAGGCAUCGUGAAGUCGGGGCGGAGAGGGCGACCAUCGGGCACCACAAAGUCAGCUGGUUACCGUACAAGUACCGGACGGCCACUCGGAACAACUAGAGCGGCUGGGUUCAAAACCAGCCCAGGGAGGCCCCUUGGUACCACCAAAGCAGCAGGAUACAAGGUCAGCCCCGGGAGGCCCCCCGGCAGCAUCAAGAGUCUAGCCAGGCUCAAGAAGCUGGAGUUCGGCUGUGACGGCGGCAAGAAACUUGACUUUAGCAACUGCAGCGUUCCCAAGAAACUGGACUUCACUGCCUGUGAUGUUCCACCUUUUCCGUACACCAUGAUGGAGAAAAGAGACCUCUGUGAGCCCAGUAGCAAAGUGGACGAGACCAGAGAAUAGUUCUGCAGCUUGCUUGGGGGAAAAAACACAAAACAUUUGCGUGCGUCCAAAAAGAGGACGCUGAGGAAGCGUUUCACUCAAUUCUUUUAGGAAGUAACUGUGUCAUUUAGAAACGGCUCUGGCUGAGUUUUCACUGUUCAGUGUUUGGCAUUUUAUUGACCUUCUCAUAAUAAAUGAUGGAAGCAGAUGUAUGUUAUUGCAGUUUGGCAGAGAUGCAUGCAUAUGAAUAAACCACACCAAUAGGUAUAAGCAAAAACAUGUAUUUAUCAGUUUGUGGUUCAAACCUCACUGUAGAGUGGAUCUUUUUCCCCCUCAAGCAUUUUGUUCCUUUGAGUUGUGACACGUUCUCUUAUUCUGCUUUAACAUUUCUAUGUCCAGGAUCUUGUGACAUUUUCUACAUUUAUAGAAAAAAUGGCAUUUUUCUUCAGACAGCCUAUGAAACUCGCUUUUUUCCUGAGCAUAAACAUCGUAGAUGUGUAAUUGUCGUCUCUGUGUCUUGUCAAGUUGAAUAUAAAUUUUAUUUUUUUGAUAUUAUCCUGCAUUAUACCUUGAAAUGGGAACACAUUUUUUUUAAAAAUUAGCUUGAACUGGUAAAAGUCAACGCAUCAUAUCCUUUUGAACGCAGUAUUUGUUAUUCCUGCACUUUGUGAAUAUAUAGUUUUGAUUAUAUAUUACAUUGCUUGUUUUUGUCCCCAAACUCACUCGAUGAGCACUUCCAGUUUUACGUGUUGUGACGCUGUUCAUAAGGGGAACAUAAUUGCUUCAUGAAACAGAAGAAAAAAACCGCUUUGUGGAAUAUGUAAUAGAUGCUGAUGUGUUGUAUGUGCAACCAAAAAUAAAAAAAAAUUGCAAUUUUC